Messenger RNA from Loa loa (African eye worm), 1338 nucleotides. RefSeq names its product actin. Bases 33 to 1337 code for a protein of 434 amino acids. The record is from RefSeq and is a predicted model, not a curated record. NCBI's taxonomy places the organism in Eukaryota, Metazoa, Nematoda, Chromadorea, Rhabditida, Onchocercidae. Gene Ontology annotation, biological process: retrograde axonal transport of mitochondrion. The transcript is spliced from 9 exons.
AAAGUUCAGGUCAAUUGUUGAAUUUUGGUGUUAUGAUGCAAGGUGAUAGGAAAUUGUCCGGUUCAUCACAAAAGCGAUCCCUUUCUUCGGUGAUACCAGCAACGAUAACAGGAAAUGCUCGAUUGGAUCCGUUAGCGUUAGGUGUGGUUGGUAUGGAUAAUCGACAAGCUGUUAUCAUUGAUAUCGGCGCAGUUUUAACAAAGGUCGGUUAUGCAGGUGAAUUCGUUCCACGUGCAAUAAUAAGAACAGAAUUGGUGGAUGACCGUACGGGUGAAACGAUAAAAGUACUGGAUGAUACACUUAGUGAACAAGAACUUUAUUACAGAUUAGUGAAAUUCUUCCGAGAGUUAUUUUUCAGGUACUUGUUAACGGUCGCUAGAGAUCGCCGAAUCGUAAUCGUUGAAAGUAUUUUGGCACGGACAUCACAUCGAAAUGCCAUGGCACGGGUACUGUUUAAUGCUUUCGAUGCUCCAUCGGUACUUUUCGCCCCGUCGCAUCUGUUGGCAACAUUCCCAUUUGGUGUCACGAAUGCUAUUGUUAUUGAUGUCGGAUAUUCAGAAGCAACUAUUGUUCCGAUUCUGGAAGGUGUUACUAUGUUGUAUCAACUGGAAACUUCAUGUAUAGGUGCGAAGUGUUUGGAAGAGCGCGUUUACGAACUUUUGCGAAAAUACGGCAAAGUGUUGACAAUUUCGGGUACAGAACGAGCACUGACUGAUGACGAUGAUUUAUUGUUGAAAAAAGAGCGCAUUUUGGAAGAUAUUGUCGUUAGAUUUUGCUUUGCUACUAAAAUGGAUCGUGGAAAGAUGAUACACGCUUCGGAAUAUAAUCCAGAACGUGAAAUUCCGAAACCACCAUGUGAUGUUCGCUUACCAUUCGGUGAAGAAAUGCUUAUUGUGCCUGGUCUGAUAAGGGAAUGGACUGCGGAAGCAAUUUUCGAGGAAAAUGAUGAUAUCAAAUCCCUGCCACAACUAGUACUUGAUGCCGUAUAUCGGUGUCCAAUUGAUAUGAGAAGGAAGCUAUUGGAUAGUAUAAUACUGGUUGGUGGAACAACACGUAUGAAAGGUUUCUCUGCGCGACUUCGAGAUGAAAUUUUGCGUUUACUGACAGCAUCGGCUUAUGCGAAUAAAUUAGGCAAUAUUAAAUCCGUCAAAUUCUAUCGCUUGCCAAACACAUCAAUUGAAUUGUAUGCUAGUUGGAUUGGAGGUAGCAUGUUUGGAGCUUUAGAAGUGCUGCAGUAUUAUUCUUUGACACGAGAGGACUGGCAGAGACGAGGUAAGGUGCCAGACUGGACGAAUAAUGUUCAUGAGAUGAAUCGAGAUUCGAUACGAAAUCGCUGAG